AGGACAUAGACCAUUAACCUUCCAAAUUCUUAUAUCCCAUUUGACGACAAUUUUUAUGGACCCCUGUUAUAAAUUUCAUCGUUUAGAUGUGCCUCCACCCCCGCCCUGAGUUGAAGACGUCCAGCGUGUGACGUUAAAAAUUCAUAGAUCUUUUUUUCAACCUGGAAGGAUAGGGUACGCGAGGGGGAUCCCGCACAGUCAAUGAAACAGCGUUGGCGAGGCCUCCCAGCGCAUGGUUUCGAGGAGGAGGACAGAAUCUGGGGGUUCGUGUCGGGGUUGAGAGAGAAAGGGCUGCUUCGGCUACUCCACGCGAAUCAUACAGGUUUAGUUCCGUCGCGGCUCCCGAAAGCGGUUUGGCGGCGUUCUACAGGUGCGCAUUUUGCCGGAUCCGCGUAUUUACCGUGCGGCGAAAAAACCGCGUGCCGCAGUGUCACCGGUUGUUGUUUUGUGCUGUUUGGGAAGUUUUCGGUCGCUAUAAACUCACACGGGACAGGGUGAAUCUAUUUUAUCUUCUCGGAAAUAAUCCUCAGGAUCGGCGUAAUCAACAAUGAAAUAUUCAUCAUCAAAUCUGGGUUUCACGUUAAUCAUAUUCCAAAUAACAGGUGUCUUAUCAACAAUCGAUAGACUGGAACUGAUAAUGCCAAAAUAUGCCAUCAGAGGAGGCGACGUCAUCCUUAGAUGCGAUCACAGUGUCCCUCCAGAACAAUUGUACAAGGUGGAGUGGCAGAAGGGGGGCGAGAAGAUAUUCCAAUACAUCAAGGGAAGAAGUCCACCCUUUAGGUAUUUCGAAACUCCUGGUGCAGUAAUCAAUAAAAGCAACAGUAGUGCAAAGCAGAUGCAGCUGUCAAAAUUAGAUUUUUCAGCCUCGGGUUCAUAUUCCUGCGUAGUCUCCAUGGAAACUCCGAUAUUCAGCAAGGAUUCAGAGAGUAAAGAUCUCAUCAUCAUAGAGCCUCAGCUCGAGGAUCCCAAGAUAACGUUCAACAAGGAAACUUACGAGAUAGGAGAAGUUCUGGAAGCGAACUGUACAACGGCUCCAGCUAGGCCCCCGCCCCAUAUCACGUGGUUAAUUAAUGGGGAGAAGGUUGUCGACAAGCUGACCAAAUCAUUCACCAACGGUUUCGUCCAUGGAAAAGGUUAUUUUGAGCAGAGGGCGUCAUCCAUCAAGCAGCUCUCAAUAGAGGUGGCUGAGCUCCAUGUUGGCGACGACAAUCAGCUGAUUUUGACGUGUAUGUCGACAAUUCCAGGAUAUAUUACGGUCAACGAUAAUUACGCUGACAUGCGAAAGAAGUCCAUCAAUAUCGAUAUAGUUGUCACAGAACCAGAAGUGGAGGCGAUUUCUAAUGACAAUUCAUCGAGUGGUAGUCUCAGAUCCAAUUACAUCUUCAUGACCAUUUGUUUCGCUGUUCUGAUCGAUAUCGGGCUUAAUUGAAUUCUUUUUAUAGCUGUUAUAUGUUCGAAUAGAUGAAAUGAAAAACUCAACCUGAUUACAAGCUGGUUGGCUCUA
Messenger RNA from Coccinella septempunctata (seven-spotted ladybird), 1504 nucleotides. RefSeq lists its product as uncharacterized. The record is from RefSeq and is a predicted model, not a curated record. Bases 548 to 1429 code for a protein of 293 amino acids. The transcript has 7 exons. Lineage: Eukaryota; Metazoa; Arthropoda; Insecta; Coleoptera; Coccinellidae.